Molecule: messenger RNA, 6362 nt
Organism: Panicum virgatum (switchgrass)
Lineage: Eukaryota; Viridiplantae; Streptophyta; Magnoliopsida; Poales; Poaceae
Exons: 9
Coding region: 4743-6302 (519 amino acids)
Molecular function (GO): nucleic acid binding; zinc ion binding
Source: RefSeq, a predicted model, not a curated record
CGUUUGGCUGGUGCUGGAGCCGGCUGGGCUCCCAGCCCAGUUUUUUAUCCCAGCCGAACAGGGGCCCUGUUCGCUCCUCCCGUCGCCGAAAUCCCCCACCCCGCGCAGCCUUCCGUCGCCGACCGCCGGCCCCUCUCCCCACCGGAGCUUCCCCUCGCCGACCGUCGCCGCGCCUCCUCUCGCCGACAGCCCCUUCCCUCGCCGGACCCGAUCCCCACCGCAGCCUCCCCUCGCCGACUGCGCCUCGACUCACGACAUCCGCCGCGCCUCCGGCCUCCCCUCCCCGCCAGCUGCCGCGCCUCCCCGACGUCAGGUACCCUCGCCGCCACUACCCACCGCUCCUACCCUCGACGGCCGGAGGCAGCGCUGCAUCCGUCGCCGCCACGGCCCACCGCCCCUCCCUGCGCCUGCGAGCCAAGGUGCGACGGCGGCGGCCGCGUCGUCUCCCUCCCUCCACCCACUGCAGGAAUCCUAUUACAAAUAUAUUAUUUUGAGGCUGUCUGGAUAAGCUGGGUGUUUGGACAAAUCACCUCAAAAUAAUCAGGAUUGCCAAACACCCAGCUUAUCCAGAUAGCUGGCUUAUCUCAGAAUCUUGCUUCUCAGAAAAGGCGAGGUCCAGAUAAGCGGAAACAAAUAGGGCCAACGUAUGACGUGUUUGAAAGCUACAGUACGACACUCUUGGCAUUGGCAAUGAGGGGGAUCCCGCGAUGAGGACCUUGUUUCAAGCGUGCUACCACUACCGACGCCUCGCGUCCUUCCCUCGCGCUGCCGAAGCUGCCGCACCUGUAAGAGCAUACUGCUGGAAACAAUUUGAGGCCAGUGGCUAUGAGCCAUGGAGGAGGUAUAUUUCCACAAGCACCAGUAAGGUUCUACCAUGGGAGGCGUCAUCCCGUGAAACGCUGUUGAGGAAGAUAGACAGUGCUAUGAAGGAUGGCAAUGUCGAAGAGGCGCUGCAAUCAUUCGGAAACUACAAGAAGCUGCACGGUCUUCCUGAACCACAGGUACUGAAUAGCAUGAUUGUGUCGCUGUCCUACAUGUCUAGUCGGAGGUGGCUUCAGAGGGCAUUUGACAUGGUUCUCUCAGUUCAUCAAAUUAACAGCAACCUUCUCAACUGUGACUCCCUGAUGAAACUAGCGUUGGCACUUGCAAGAGAUCAGAUGCCUGUUCCAGCCUCCACAGUCCUGAGGAUCAUACUUGGGAGUGGAAAGCUUCCUGGUGUUGAUAUGCUGAGCAUGGUGUUUCUGCAUAUGUUGAAGUCACAGGUUGGAUCCUAUCUUGUCAGUGAUGUUCUGAUUGAGACUUGUGAGAGUUUCUUGGACCAAGUAGCAGAUAGACGGGAAAUGAAAAAACUGGAUCCAAUAAAAAACAGUGCCACCUUGUUCAAUAUGGUUUUGGAGUCAUGUGUGAACUUUAAAUACAUUAUCAAAGCCCAGAAAAUAAUGGAACUGAUGUCAGUGGUCAGAGUUGUGGCCGAUGUAAAUACAGUGGUGAUUGCUAGCCAUGUCUUCGAGAUGGUUGGGCAACGAGAUGAGUUGAUACAAAUGAAAAGAAGUAUCGACUCUUUAACAUCUUUGCCAUUUCUUCAGUACUAUCAGCAUUUUUAUGACAGUCUAUUGAGCCUGCAUUUCAAAUAUAAUGACAUGGAUGCUGCUGCAAAAUUUUUAAUCAAUCUGCAUCAGCAACGAAAACCUAGCGUUUUCUUUUGCAAUGGUUUACAGAAACAAGGUGCCAUACAAAUUGGUUCUGGAAAUCUGAAAACUGGAUAUAGGAUAAUGUUUGAUCCCGGAAAAGUUGACAGAGGUUUCAUUUUGGGUACAGAAAGCCAAUUUGGGCUUGUUGUCCUUACUGACGGAAAUCUUCUUCAUACUGAAAAGGCUCUUGCUAAACUUAUUGUAGGCUGUGUGAAAUCAAGGAAUAUGCAUACACUAUCUAACCUUUUUAUUAUAUUACAUAAAGAAGAUAUAGAUGUAAUUUCUCUUCGAGAUGUGGUUAAUGCAUGCAUUCAAAUGGGAUGGUUGCAUGCUGCUCAUGAUAUCCUAGAUGAUUUAGAGUCAGCUGGAAUCCAAGUCGGGAUUGCUAGUUAUAUUUCUCUUUUGAGAGCAUAUGAGAAAGAGAAUAAGUCAGAAGAAUUCAAUGGGCUUCUCCAGCAGAUACAAAAGAUUUCAUCUACCAUGGAUGAUAUUCGUACUAAUUCACCAUUUACCAUCAAGAACAUUGCCAAAAUAGUGAAAGAUGAAAUACCUCUCACUCAUUCAUCUCUGUUUGCUGCUUUGGCUGAAGAAAUGAAACAUUACAACCCUGGAGAGCACUUGACAUUAGAGUUCAAUAAUUCAAUUCUUUUCUUCUGCAAGGCAAAAAUGAUGGAAGAUGCGCUCUGCACAUAUAAGCGUAUGAGAGAACAAAAUAUCAGGCCCAAUUCUUAUACAUUUUGCCACAUAUUGUGCGGUUAUUCUUCAAUGGACAUGCAUAGGGAGAUUACCAUGCUCUGGGGAGAAAUAAAGCGCAGACUUGAAUAUGGAGAGCUAGAUGUGGAUAGGGACUUGCUUGAUUGCUUGAUUUUGGAUUUCCUUAAAGGUGGGUAUUUUUCUAGGGUGAUGGAGGUCAUUGGUUACAUGUCAAAACAUAAUAUUUACUGUGACAAGUGGAAAUACAAGCAUGUCUUCCUGAAGCUACACAGAAACCUGUAUAGGAAUUUGAACUCAUUGCAUGACAAAACUGAAGCUCAGAACAAAAGGAUUGAAGAUGUCCGAGCUUUCAGGUCAUGGGCAGGUAUUAGAUAAAUAGGGCUAGUGACCAUUUUGGUCCCUCAAGUUAGGGCGUCAGGUAUGCAUGCCCUGUCACUACUUGUUCAUCACCUCUCUUUGCUGACUGACUAUGCUCUGACAAAAAGUUCAAAUUACCCCUGCAUCCCAGUUGGUUCUGUCGAACCAUUCAAAUCUGUUGCAGUUGCCAAAUAGAUUGAUGCAUGGAGGGGCAGUAUUUGUAGCUAGGCUGGCUUGAGGUUGACUUCAAUCCUACGAGUUGAAUUCUACCAUUUCAAAAUGGUUGCCUUAUAUUUUUGGGGAUGUUGUUUGCUUUGAUACAACAUAUGGAUUCAAUAUCUAUGGACGGCCAUUUGCAUUGUUUGUUGGUGUAGACAACCACAAGCAGUUACUUGUGUUUGGUGCAGCACUACUCUAUGAUGAAAACAUUCAGUCAUUCAAAUGGGUAUUUGAGGUGUUUGCUGAUGCUAUGCGUGCUAGGCGGCCACAAACUAUUUUGAUUGAUGAGCGUCCUGAGUGUGCUGCUGCAGCAGCAGAGGUCUGACCUGGAAGCAACCGUUGCACAAGUGUGUGACAUAUAUACCACAAUUCAAAGAGGUACUUGAAGCAGGCGUUUGAAAGCUCAAAGAGUUUCAGCAAUGCUUUGAGCCAUUUUCUCUUUGACUAUGAGGAUGAGAUGGAGUUCUUGUCAGCAUGGGAAAAGCUAAUUGAGAAACAUGACAUUAGCAAGAGGUCUUUUCAUGGAGAAAGAAAAAUGGGCUUUACCUCAUCAGAGAACCAUCUUUUCUGCUGAUAUACUCACCACUCUUCAGAAGGAUAACACGAUUAAAGAACUGAAACGAGAGCUCAGUGAGCAAAGAAGAUAUUCUGCAGUUCUUCAGGCGUUAUGAUGCUAUUCUGGAAGAGCAUUGAUCAAAGAAAUUGCACGCUGGUGUUGAUGGCAGCCAGGUUACUUUGCCUAUCCCAUCAUUGCGAAUGCUAAAACAAUCGUCAAAUUCUUAUGCACCUGAGGCUUUCAAGAUGUUCCAGGGUGAGUUUGAGGCUUACAUAAAUUGCAUGUCCUACCCCUGUGGUGUGGUCGGCACAAUCUCGGAGUACAAAAUUGUGCUUGAUGAGAAGCCAUCAGAGAACAUUUUCAAAUUUGAUUGAUGCACUAGAUGGCUCAGGCAGUUGCAGCUGCAAGAAGUUUGAGGCUGUUGGAAUUCAAUGCUGUCAUGUGCUGAAGGUACUUGAUCUCAAGAAUAUCAAAGGGCUCCCAGAACAAUAUAUUUUGAAAAGAUGGAGAAAAGAUGCCCGUUCUGUUCAAAUUGGGGAGGAACCAACCUAUGGAUCUGGCAGUGUCAUGCAAUCAGCCUCAGAAGCCCGAUUCAAUAAUAUGUGCUGGUUGGCUAGCUUGAUUGCUUCAAGGGCUUCCAAAUCUGAGGAGGCAAUGUCAUAUGUUGAAAGCCAAUCAAGUGUUCUUCUGAAGCAUCUUGACCAAAGUUAGCUAAUACUCCCUCCGUCCAUUAAUCGGAAUCGUUUUAGACUCCUACGCAGUGACCAAGGAGCACUAAAAGUUGAGCCGUCCCGCCCCCUAGAAACGCCGUUAGCCUGCGCGGCGCCUGUAAUCACGAAAGAAAUUCAGUUGGGCGCCGCAUGCAGGCAUGCACCUCCCGGCUCCCGCGCCAUUUAGAAGGAAAUUCACAGGUCCACGCCGCAUGCAGGCAUGCACCUCUCCUUGCGCUUGGAUAACCCUCCAUCAGUUGCCGCCCAUACCAAAAAUCACCCGCCAAAAAUUGGCACCAAUGCAUCACGUCUUUUUGCCUCCCGCAACAAACGAAACACCAGUGCUUCAAAUUUUCAUUGCCCGCCAUGUAUGUGUUCGUUUUCAAGUUCCAUGGCCCGGGCCUAUAUAAGUUGCUUUGGGGGAUCAGCACCUCCAUGCGUUCUAGAAAGCUCUGCCCCUCAUCCUUUGCUUUCUCCGUCUAGACACCAAGAAUAAUGCCAGGACUAGAUGUUGAUUUGAACUUAGAGCCACCCGAAUCUGGCCAAAUGAAUCCCAUAGAUUGGGAUGACAUUGUAGAGUUUGAAGGCCCUGCUCAUGAACUUGAGUAUGACAUGGUUUGGAACGAUGGAAUCGAAGACCAAGCCGGUCACGAGGAUGUCAUGCAAGCAGAUGCCGUGCAAGCAGAUGGUGUGCAUGUAUCUCCAGACAUGGUCUCAUUAACAUUUCUGCAAGGUGCAUCAACAUUUCUGGAACGUGCAUCAACAGCAACAGUUGAAGGUUCUAGUGCCAACAAAAGGAGAUUCUAUUCGGAUGAUUUAAAGAUCUCCAUAUACCUAGAGUUAUUGGCAAAAACUGAUCCUCCUAUUUUACGUCGUGGGGUUUCUAAGGGAGUUGCACGUAAAUUUGAUGUGCCUCUAAGAGUUGUGCAGUCCAUUUGGAAAAAUGGACAAGCUGGUGGAAUAAAUGGUGUUGUAAACAAGUGGGCUAGGAAUUGUGGUAGAAGAAGAAUAGAAAUAGACAUGGAAUCCAUAAAAAAUGUGCCUCUUAGGCAGCGCACCACUUUUAAGGAUCUUGCUGAUGCAUUAGGUGUUAAGAAGAGCACACUUCAUAACCGUUUCAAAGAAGGCUAUUUUCGUCGGCACACUAAUGACCUCAAGUUUAGUUUGACCGAUGCAAACAAGAAGGCCCGCGUCAAGUAUUGUUUAUCCAUGUUGAAUGCUCAGUCUUUGUCUUUCAAGCCAAUGUACAAUGUCGUGUACAUUGAUGAAAAGUGGUUCUAUAGGACUCGUAGGAACCAAAAAUAUUACCUUGCAAAUGAUGAAGAAAGACCACAACGAACCGUUAAAAGCAAAAAUUUUAUUGAGAAGGUGAUGUUCCUAGCUGUGGUUACGAGGCCUAGAUUUGACGAGAAUGGUCAAUGCAUUUUUGAUGGUAAGCUAGGUAUUUCCCCCUUUGUCAAAGUGGAACCAGCAAAGAGGUGGAGCCCAAACAGGGAUGCAGGUGUCCUUGUAACACAAGCCAUGACAUCGGUGACAAAGGAAGUUAGCCGUGAUUUUCUUGUGAACAAGGUUCUACCCGCAAUCAAAGAAAAAUGGCCUGCUGAAGAGAAAGGAUUGCCCAUAUACAUACAACAAGAUAAUGCUAGGACCCACAUUGCUGUGGACGACCCUGCAUUUGUUCAAGCUGCUCAAGCAGAUGGUUGGGACAUUAGGCUCACAUGCCAACCCCCCAAUUCUCCUGAUCUGAAUGUGUUGGAUCUCGGUUUUUUUGCAGCAAUUCAGGCACUGUUUGAAAAAGGAACACCUAACAACAUUGACGGCAUUGUGGCAAAGGUUAAUCAGGCAUAUCAGGAGUAUCCUGUGCAAAGGGCCAACCGUAUUUUUCUAACCCAGCAGGGUUGCAUGAUGGAGAUCAUGAAGCACAAUGGAGGCCAACACUACAACAUUCCUCACAUGAAGAAGAAAACAUUGGAGCUGCAAGGAUGUCUUCCCACUACUCUGAGUUGCCCUUUGCAACUCGGCGGCGCGGCGGCCUCGCGGAGUAGAACUAUGUGAAAGCUAACGGGAGGAAACGGAGAGCUAUUUGAAGCAACGGAGAAAGGCGUCGCAUCGCAU